Molecule: messenger RNA, 733 nt
Organism: Suillus bovinus
Lineage: Eukaryota; Fungi; Basidiomycota; Agaricomycetes; Boletales; Suillaceae
Product: small monomeric GTPase
Exons: 7
Coding region: 38-601 (187 amino acids)
Biological process (GO): intracellular protein transport; vesicle-mediated transport
Cellular component (GO): Golgi apparatus; cytoplasm
Molecular function (GO): GTP binding; GTPase activity
Source: RefSeq, a predicted model, not a curated record
GUUACACUAGUACUACUACUACAAAGCUACUGAUUCCAUGGGUCUUACAAUAUCUUCCCUUUUCACAUCGUUGUCAUCGCUGGUACGAUGGAGCAAAGACCAAGAUGUCCGUAUACUCAUGCUUGGCCUCGACUCGGCUGGAAAGACGACAAUCCUGUACCGAUUGCAGAUUGGAGAAGUGGUUUCUACAAUCCCGACAAUCGGCUUUAAUGUAGAGACCGUUCAGUACAAAAACAUUAAGUUCCAAGUAUGGGACCUUGGAGGACAGUCUAGCAUACGGCCAUAUUGGCGAUGUUAUUUCCCAAACACAUCUGCGAUCAUAUACGUCAUUGAUUCUUCGGAUCAUGCACGGUUGACGACGUCACGGAGUGAACUGUUGACCAUGCUUUCGGAAGAUGAACUCAACGGCGUGCCACUCCUUGUAUUCUGCAACAAGCAAGACGUCGAAGGUGCACUAAAACCCGAAGAUAUCAGCGAGCAACUUGGUCUUGCAGGUCGCGAGACGUCAAGACCAUGGAGUGUGCGUGGAAGUUGUGCGACAGAGGGGCAAGGUCUAGAGGAAGGAUUAGACUGGUUGGUGAAUGCAAUACAGAAAAAGUAGAAUACGUGGCUGUCCUCGCACACGUACAACUUCAUCGUCUCUUGCAUAUUUCUUUUGGUCGUCUUUGGACAAUGGUAUACCCAUUGGUACAGCAAACAUAAUUACAUUCGUCCCAUAAUUUGCGCUAUAGAU